Molecule: messenger RNA, 2510 nt
Organism: Castor canadensis (American beaver)
Lineage: Eukaryota; Metazoa; Chordata; Mammalia; Rodentia; Castoridae
Gene: Trpc1
Product: transient receptor potential cation channel subfamily C member 1
Biological process (GO): calcium ion transmembrane transport; regulation of cytosolic calcium ion concentration
Cellular component (GO): cation channel complex; plasma membrane
Molecular function (GO): store-operated calcium channel activity; protein binding; inositol 1,4,5 trisphosphate binding
Source: RefSeq, a predicted model, not a curated record
AUGGGGGCCCCACCCCCGUCUCCCGGCCUGCCCCCUUCGUGGGCCGCGAUGAUGGCGGCCCUGUACCCGAGCACCGACCUGUCGGGAGUCUCCUCCUCCUCCCUGCCUUCCUCCCCAUCCUCCUCUUCGUCGCCGAACCAAGUGAUGGCGCUGAAGGAUGUGCGGGAGGUGAAGGAGGAGAACACCCUGAACGAGAAGCUGUUCUUGCUGGCGUGCGACAAGGGUGACUAUUAUAUGGUUAAAAAGAUUUUGGAGGAGAACAGUUCAGGGGACUUGAACAUAAAUUGCGUAGAUGUGCUUGGGAGAAACGCUGUUACCAUAACUAUUGAGAACGAGAACUUGGAUAUACUGCAGCUCCUUUUGGACUACGGUUGUCAGUCCGCAGAUGCACUUUUGGUGGCAAUCGACUCUGAAGUAGUGGGAGCUGUUGAUAUACUACUUAAUCAUCGACCAAAACGAUCAUCAAGACCAACUAUAGUAAAACUAAUGGAACGAAUACAGAAUCCUGAGUAUUCAACAACUAUGGACGUUGCACCUGUCAUUUUAGCUGCUCACCGUAACAACUAUGAAAUUCUUACGAUGCUCUUAAAGCAGGAUGUCUCUCUCCCCAAGCCCCACGCAGUUGGCUGUGAAUGCACGUUGUGUUCUGCGAAAAACAAGAAGGACAGCCUCCGACAUUCCAGGUUUCGUCUUGAUAUAUAUAGAUGUUUGGCCAGCCCAGCUCUAAUAAUGCUCACAGAGGAGGAUCCAAUUCUGAGAGCAUUUGAACUUAGUGCUGAUUUAAAAGAACUAAGCCUUGUGGAGGUGGAAUUCAGGAAUGAUUACGAGGAACUGGCCCGUCAGUGCAAAAUGUUUGCUAAGGAUUUGCUUGCACAAGCCCGGAAUUCACGUGAAUUGGAAGUCAUCCUAAACCACACAUCUAGUGAUGAGCCUCUCGACAAGCGGGGACUGCUCGAGGAAAGAAUGAAUUUAAGUCGCCUAAAGCUCGCUAUCAAGUAUAACCAAAAGGAGUUUGUCUCCCAGUCUAACUGCCAGCAGUUCCUGAACACUGUUUGGUUUGGACAAAUGUCAGGUUAUCGGCGUAAGCCCACCUGUAAGAAGAUAAUGACUGUUUUGACAGUUGGCAUCUUUUGGCCUGUAUUAUCCCUGUGUUAUUUGAUAGCUCCCAAAUCUCAGUUUGGCAGAAUCAUUCAUACACCUUUUAUGAAAUUUAUUAUUCAUGGAGCAUCAUAUUUCACAUUCUUGCUGUUACUAAAUCUGUACUCUCUUGUCUACAAUGAGGAUAAGAAAAACACAAUGGGGCCAGCCCUUGAAAGAAUAGACUACCUACUUAUACUGUGGAUUAUUGGGAUGAUUUGGUCAGACAUUAAAAGACUCUGGUAUGAAGGGUUGGAAGACUUUUUAGAAGAAUCUCGUAAUCAACUCAGUUUUGUUAUGAAUUCCCUCUAUUUGGCAACCUUUGCUCUCAAAGUUGUUGCUCACAACAAGUUUCAUGAUUUUGCUGAUCGGAAGGACUGGGAUGCGUUCCAUCCUACCCUUGUGGCCGAAGGACUUUUUGCAUUCGCAAAUGUUCUGAGUUAUCUUCGUCUCUUUUUUAUGUAUACAACCAGCUCUAUCUUGGGUCCAUUACAGAUUUCAAUGGGACAGAUGUUACAAGACUUUGGAAAAUUUCUUGGGAUGUUCCUUCUUGUUUUGUUUUCUUUCACAAUUGGACUGACACAACUCUAUGAUAAAGGCUAUACUCCAAAAGAGCAGAAGGACUGUGUGGGCAUCUUCUGUGAAGAGCAAAGCAAUGACACCUUCCACUCGUUCAUCGGCACUUGCUUUGCUUUGUUCUGGUAUAUUUUCUCUUUGGCACAUGUGGCAAUCUUUGUGACCAGAUUCAGCUAUGGAGAAGAGCUGCAGUCCUUCGUGGGAGCUGUGAUUGUUGGGACCUACAACGUCGUGGUCGUGAUUGUACUGACCAAGCUGCUGGUGGCGAUGCUUCAUAAAAGCUUUCAACUGAUAGCAAAUCAUGAAGACAAAGAAUGGAAGUUUGCUCGAGCAAAGUUGUGGCUUAGCUACUUUGAUGACAAAUGCACACUACCCCCACCUUUCAACAUCAUUCCUUCCCCAAAGACUAUCUGCUAUAUGAUUAGUAGCCUCAGUAAGUGGAUUUGCUCCCAUACCUCAAAAGGCAAGGUCAAACGGCAAAACAGUUUAAAGGAAUGGAGAAACCUGAAACAAAAGAGAGAUGAGAACUAUCAGAAAGUGAUGUGCUGCUUGGUGCACCGCUACUUGACAUCCAUGAGGCAGAAGAUGCAAAGUACAGACCAGGCCACAGUGGAGAACCUGAACGAGCUGCGCCAGGACCUGUCAAAGUUCCGAAAUGAGAUAAGGGACUUGCUUGGCUUCCGGACUUCUAAGUAUGCUAUGUUCUAUCCAAGAAAUUAACCAUUUUCUAAGUCUUGUAGAAAAUAAUUUUCAAUAACAAAUCUGAAGGACUAUUUGCACAACUUCCAAUUAAAUUA